This is a messenger RNA of Hyaloscypha bicolor E, 1792 nucleotides long. Its product is annotated as PLP-dependent transferase. The transcript is spliced from 4 exons. Gene Ontology annotation, biological process: carboxylic acid metabolic process. Bases 39 to 1610 code for a protein of 523 amino acids. Gene Ontology annotation, cellular component: cytoplasm. Gene Ontology annotation, molecular function: pyridoxal phosphate binding; carboxy-lyase activity. Lineage: Eukaryota; Fungi; Ascomycota; Leotiomycetes; Helotiales; Hyaloscyphaceae. The record is from RefSeq and is a predicted model, not a curated record.
CGCAGAUACAAUAUAACUGGUGGAGCCUCAGAAACGAAAUGACAAAUGGUUGCAAUGGCCAUGCAAAACAGAAUCUCGAUCGGGCAACAGAGGUCGAUGAUCUCCUGACUUCUGUAAAAUCUCUUAUCAUCCCAUUCAUCGCUCGUGCGGAUCACGAAGACAGCCUCUCACUCGGAGGUGAUGGCGGGGUGUCUCCUCUUGUCGAAAGAUACAAGCCACAAGAACUGACGAAUCUGCUGGGGUUCCAAUUACCCCAAGAAGGAAAAGGCAAAGAUGGCCUCCUUAGCAUUGUGGAACGUAUACUUCACUACAGCGUGAAUACGUGGGAUCGGGGAUUUAUGCAUAAAUUGUCAGCCUCCACAAAUGCCGUCGGAUUGGUGUCCGAACUAGUUCUGAGCGUCCUGAACGCGAAUUUACAUGUCUAUGAAGUCUCUCCAGUGUUGACCACGAUCGAAAAGAAGACUGGCCGCGCUUUGGCGUUGCUCUUCAACCUUGUGGGCCCGUAUGCUGGAGGCUUAACUAUGCCAGGUGGUUCAGCCUCCAACACUACUGCGCUAGUUAUCGCGCGCAACGAACUCUUUCCGAAAACAAAAAGUGAAGGAUAUGGUGGGAAGAAGUUUGUCUUAUUUGCAAGUGCACAUGGUCACUAUUCGCUGGAAAAAGCCGCGCAGGUAUGCGGGCUGGGAAGUUCAAAUGCCUGGCUUGUCCCUGUAGACUCUCACUGCCGCAUGAUCGCCUCCGAGCUCGAGAGGCUGAUACGGAAAGCGCGAGAGGAAGGCUUUACCCCUUUCUUUGUGAGUGCCUCGGCUGGCACUACAGUUAUGGGAGCGUUUGAUCCUUUCCUAGAGAUUGCAAAGAUAUGCCGGAGAGAAAAGCUCUGGUUCCAUAUCGAUGCUUCUUGGGGCGGACCUGUGGUAUUCUCCGCCAAGCAGAAGCAUAAGUUGCGUGGAUCCGAGUUUGCGGACAGUGUGACGAUCAAUCCACACAAAAUGAUGGGAGUACCUUUGACAUGUUCCUUCUUGCUCGGCGCGGAUCUCAGAAGGUUUUGGCGCGCCAAUACUCUACCGGCAGGGUAUCUAUUUCACGAGAACAAUGGAGAGGAUGGCGGUACUUUCGAAACUGGUAUUGCGAACGGUUGUAACGGAGAAACUGACUUUGGCAUUGAUUGCUGGGAUUUAGCGGACCUUACCCUCCAGUGUGGUCGUAGAGGCGACGCUCUCAAACUAGCUCUUGGAUGGAUCUAUUACGGGAGCUCUGGUUACGGAGCCCAAAUCGAUAGGGCGUUCGACACAGCGGCACACUUCGCUUCCCUCGUCGCUACCAAUGGUGACCUUGAGCUUCUUAGUGAGAACCCGCCCCCUUGCUUGCAAGUAUGCUUCUAUUUCGCUCCUGGCGGUCACGCCGGCGAGGAUGAGUCCGUGAACACCAGAAGAACAAAACAAAUUGCAAGGGAAUUAGUAAAGCAAGGCUUCAUGGUUGACUUUGCGCCUGGAGAGAGGGGGCUUUUCUUCAGGGCAGUUGUUCAUCUUGUCACGACUGGUGCUACUGUGGAGGCUUUAGUAAAAGCCGUUGUGCAUAUAGGGAAGAAGAUCAAUUUCACGGAAUCUUAGAUAAAGUAGGAUGAUAAAAUGAGAAUGUGACAGCUACAGCAUUGCGUUGUUCUUCAGCAUUAGACCGUUCCAUGUCCAUUAUCACCUGGCUUUGAAGGAUAAUUGGUGUGAUUUGAGAGGGCAAAAGGUCUUGCCUUCCAAGUCUAAGGCAUCGGUUAAAUCUUUAGGAAGUUUGAUCUGCU